Molecule: messenger RNA, 1500 nt
Organism: Callorhinus ursinus (northern fur seal)
Lineage: Eukaryota; Metazoa; Chordata; Mammalia; Carnivora; Otariidae
Gene: GDF5
Product: growth differentiation factor 5
Cellular component (GO): extracellular region
Molecular function (GO): cytokine activity; growth factor activity
Source: RefSeq, a predicted model, not a curated record
AUGAGACUCCCCAAACUCCUCACUUUCUUGCUUUGGCACCUGGCUUGGCUGGACCUGGAAUUCAUCUGCACUGUGUUGGGUGCCCCUGACUUGGGCCAGAGACCCCAGGGGGCCAGGCCAGGCUUGGCCAAAGCAGAAGCCAAGGAGAGGCCCCCUCUGGCCCGGAGCAUCUUUAGGCCGGGGGGUCACAGCUAUGGUGGGGGGGGCGCCAGUGCCAGGGCAAAGGGGGGCACCGGGCAGACAGGAGGCCUGACACAGCCCAAGAAGGAUGAACCCAAAAAGCUGCCCCCCAGAUUGGGUGGCCCUGAACCCAAGCCAGGACACCCUUCCCAGACAAGGCAGGCGGCAACGCGGACGGUGACCCCAAAAGGACAGCUUCCUGGGGGUAAGGCACCUCCAAAGGCAGGAUCUGUCCCCAGCCCCUUCCUGCUGAAGAAGGCCAGGGAGACUGGGCCCCCUCAAGAGCCCAAGGAGCCGUUCCGCCCGCCCCCCAUCACGCCCCACGAGUACAUGCUCUCGCUGUACAGGACGCUGUCCGAUGCUGACAGAAAGGGAGGCAACAGCAGCGUGAAGUUGGAGGCUGGCCUGGCCAACACCAUCACCAGCUUUAUUGACAAAGGGCAAGAUGACCGAGGUCCUGUGGUCAGAAAGCAGAGGUACGUGUUUGACAUUAGUGCCUUGGAGAAGGAUGGGCUGCUAGGGGCCGAGCUGCGGAUCUUGCGGAAGAAGCCCUCGGACGCGGCCAAGCCAGUGGCCCCCGGCAUCGGGCGGGCUGCCCAGCUGAAGCUGUCCAGCUGCCCCAGCGGCCGGCAGCCGGCAGCCUUGCUGGAUGUGCGCUCCGUGCCAGGCCUGGACGGAUCUGGCUGGGAGGUGUUCGACAUCUGGAAGCUCUUCCGAAACUUUAAGAACUCGGCCCAGCUGUGCCUGGAGCUGGAGGCCUGGGAACGGGGCCGGGCCGUGGACCUCCGUGGCCUGGGCUUUGACCGGGCGGCCAGGCAGGUCCAUGAGAAGGCCCUGUUCCUGGUAUUUGGCCGCACCAAGAAACGGGACCUGUUCUUUAAUGAGAUUAAGGCCCGCUCGGGUCAAGAUGAUAAGACGGUGUAUGAGUACCUGUUCAGCCAGCGGCGAAAAAGGCGAGCACCAUUGGCCACGCGCCAGGGCAAACGGCCCAGCAAGAACCCCAAGGCCCGCUGCAGUCGGAAGGCGCUGCAUGUCAACUUCAAGGACAUGGGCUGGGAUGACUGGAUCAUCGCACCCCUUGAGUACGAGGCCUUCCACUGUGAGGGGCUAUGUGAGUUCCCCUUGCGCUCCCACCUGGAGCCCACGAACCAUGCAGUCAUCCAGACCCUGAUGAACUCCAUGGACCCUGAGUCCACACCGCCAACCUGCUGUGUGCCCACACGACUGAGUCCCAUCAGCAUCCUCUUCAUUGACUCCGCCAACAACGUGGUCUAUAAGCAGUAUGAGGACAUGGUCGUGGAGUCUUGUGGCUGCAGGUAG